This is a messenger RNA of Onthophagus taurus, 869 nucleotides long. RefSeq names its product GATA zinc finger domain-containing protein 1. NCBI's taxonomy places the organism in Eukaryota, Metazoa, Arthropoda, Insecta, Coleoptera, Scarabaeidae. Gene Ontology annotation, biological process: chromatin organization. The record is from RefSeq and is a predicted model, not a curated record. Gene Ontology annotation, cellular component: nucleus.
GAAACAACUUAACUGAACUUAACCUAAGAUUUUUCAUAUAACCUAAGUUUGAUUUAAUGAUUUAUAACUACAUUUAUUAUUGAAAAAUGCCAUUAAAAAAUCACCCGGAAUGUUUAAAAUGUGGAACAACCGAAUCUUCGAUAUGGACAAACGCAGAAAACUUGGGGGCGAUUUGUUUAGAUUGCGUAAAUGAGGCAAAAGAUGAAGAUAAAUCGGAGGAUGAGAAUAACGAUGAAAGUACUAAUAAAACCGAAGGAAAAUCUUCGAAAAAACGAAUGAGAAUAACAAGAUCGUAUAAAACGAGAUUAAACCCUUUUGCAAUACCAAAAACGGUCGCUCCAAAAGGCCGAGGACGAAGAGCUUUGUUUAAAAAGGUUCCUGUGAAAGCUCCAAGUGCUGUUGCAAGUCCAGUUACAAGUGAUCAUAUAUUUUAUAAAGAUCAAUACUUUCAAUUGGGUGAUAUUGUAUCUUUAAUGGAUGAAGACGAUAAAGUUUAUUAUGCUCAAUUAAGAGGAUUUUUAACCGAUCAGUAUUGUGAGAAAAGUGCUACAAUAACUUGGUUGUUACCAACACAAGAAAGUCCUCCUACAAAUGAAUGUUUUGAUCCAGCUACUUACAUAAUUGGUCCAGAAGAAGAAGUACCACGUAAAAUGAGUUGCAUGGAAUUUGUGAUGCAUGCUCCAUCAGAUUAUUAUAAAGCUCCAACUACUCCAUAUCCAAUUGUACAUCCUCCAGUUGAACCUGGAUUUGUUUGGUCAAUGUUAAAGCCGAUUCAAAGAUUAUUAGGGUCCAGAUAAAUAAGUAUUUAUAUAUUUUUUAAUUUUAACUUAUUUGUUAAUAUAUAUUUAACAAUUUUUAAUUAAAAGUAU